GCGCUGCAGCGCACAUCCUGGGUUUGCUGCUGCAGCAGGCGGUGGCCCGCGCCUCCGGCUGCGUCUUCGUUGCUGCUGCUGGCAACGAAGGCCUCGACAUUUCGCUGUCUCCUUUUUACCCCGCCUGUUUCCUCCGCGACAACUCCCUCACUGUCUCCGCCACUGACCGCGCGGGUUCGAUUCCCCCCUGGGCCAACACUGGCAAAAAGACGAUUCACUUAACAGCCCCUGGGGACCUCAUCGCUUCCACCUGGGCCCCCCACCCGGGGGGCCCCCUGGGGGGCCCCCUGGGGGGCCCCCUGGAGCGGGGCCCCCUGGGGGGGCCCCUUGGGGGGGGCCCCCUGGGGGGGGGCCCCCUGGGGGGGCCUUCUUCGGGGGGCGCCCCUGGGGGCGGCCUGAGGGGCCCUGGGGCCCCCGGCGGGCCCCCCGGGGGCCUCCCGGGGGCCCCCGGGAAGGGGGGGGGCCCCCUGGGGGCCCCCGGGACGGGGGGGGCCCCCGGGGGGCCCCCAGGGGCCUACAGAGUGACCAGUGGGACCAGCAUGGCCGCACCAAUGGUCAGCGGAGUGGCCGCGGAAGUGCUGGGGGUGUCUCCUGCGAGUCUGCCGCAGCAAGUGGUGGAAGUGAUCUUGAGGGGAGGAAAAGGAGACAGGAGACAGUUGGAGAAGUCCUUGACUGGGAGGAGACUGAGUGCCGUGGGGGCGCUGCUGCUGGCCAGGCUGCUGUUUGCCUUCCCCAGCAGCCACCUGCUGCACCUCCAGCAGCAGCAGCAGCAGCAGCAGCAGCAGCAGCAGCAGCAGCAGCAGCAGCAGCAGCAGCAGCAGCGGCAGCAGCAGCAGCGGGAGCGGCUGGAGGUGCGGCUGGAGACUGGCAAACUCAUUAAGGGGACUUUCAGGGCCCACUUGGUUCUCGUCUAUGCAAGACAUGCUGCUGCUGCUGCAGCAGCAAACCUGGCAGCAAACAGAAGGAGACUCGUCCAGCUUGUCUCCGUCAAAGUCCCCAUCACGCUCCACGUCGUCUAA
Eimeria necatrix is the source of this 1019-nucleotide messenger RNA. RefSeq lists its product as hypothetical. The transcript has a single exon. Gene Ontology annotation, molecular function: serine-type endopeptidase activity. Gene Ontology annotation, biological process: proteolysis. NCBI's taxonomy places the organism in Eukaryota, Apicomplexa, Conoidasida, Eucoccidiorida, Eimeriidae. The annotation marks the transcript as partial. The record is from RefSeq and is a predicted model, not a curated record.